This is a messenger RNA of Caenorhabditis elegans, 1983 nucleotides long. It is a transcript of the gene C52B9.4, whose product is annotated as GOST seven transmembrane domain-containing protein. The transcript has 11 exons. The coding region runs from base 3 to 1679 and encodes 558 amino acids. The record is from RefSeq and is marked reviewed. NCBI's taxonomy places the organism in Eukaryota, Metazoa, Nematoda, Chromadorea, Rhabditida, Rhabditidae. Gene Ontology annotation, cellular component: cytosol; membrane.
GUAUGAAAACCGUAACCCUACUACUGGCGUUAAUUAGCCAUGUAGCCUCUAAUCUUUUAAUGCCCGGAAUAUACACAGAGGUUGUAGAAAUUCAACAGGGAAAGUAUCAACUGAUUGGAGUCCCACAAGCUGCUCUCAAUGGAACGGUCGUUCAACUUGAAUUCACAUGUGAUCCGGAAGUUGAACUUGAGUUUGAUACUGAAUUUGUCCUUCGCUCUUCGCCAUGUGACAAGGAAUUCUUUAACACGAAGGAAAACGAGAGACGCCAAAAUCUGGUUUUCUACUUCAACGAAACAAAUCAAAAUCAUAUCCCUGAUACAUUCGAUUACAACGAAAUAGUGUACUACAAGUCUCCAGUGCAAACUAUUUCCUGCAAAGGUUCUCAUGGACGUUUCCUGUUCCCCAACCCAACUGGACCAAUGGCAGUAAAACAAGUAACACCAGUACACGUAGACAGAGUAAAGAGAGAUGCUGGUCUUGGAUCUUUCCAUCCUGCACAGAGUAUUCCAAGAGACGGAAUUUAUUACAUGAUAAUUAAGGUCGUCGGGAAGUCAUUCCCAUCUAGUCCGAAUUCAAACACCAACGUCACAAUUUCGGUGCAAUGGAAAGCACCGUAUGGGUAUUUGUCUGCAAUCGACUGGCCACUGCUAAGAUUCUACAAAAUCAUGUGUGUCUUCUACUCGGCUCUAGCUCUCAUUUGGGUUUACUGUUGCAUUAAGUACUAUCGUGAUAUUCUUCGAAUUCAAUAUUGGAUUGGCGGCGUCAUUGUGCUCGGAAUGGUGGAGAAGGCGUUCUUCUUGUCGGAAUACGCAACCAUGAACGACACUGGAUCAAGCAUUGACGGAAUUCUGGAAGUGGCUGAAAUUGUGUCAUGUGCCAAGAAGACAAUGUCAAGAGUGCUAGUGAUAAUUGUUUGCGUGGGAUAUGGAGUAGUGAAGCCAAGAUUGGGGCAAACUUUGAAUCAAGUCGCAGGCGUUGGUCUUGUUUAUUUCAUUUUCUGCUCAAUUGAAGGAAUUGCGAGAGUUUCCAAGAACACGGUUGAGGCGACCCGACAAAAACAGUUCGCUGCUCUGCCUCUCGUACUCACCGAGAUGAUCAUCUUCUAUUGGAUAUUCACAUCGCUGGCUUCCACAAUCCGCAUGCUCCGUCUCAAAAGAAACGAUAUCAAGCUCAAUGUGUACCGUCAUUUCGCCAACACUUUGGCGUUCUCCGUUAUUGCAUCAGUUAUCUUCAUGCUGUGGAGUAUGAUUUACCACAUCUUCCCGACUUGUCGUGUUGAUUGGAAAGAACUGUGGGUCGACACUGCUUUCUGGCACGUGCUCUUCUGUUUUAUCCUAGUUGUCAUUAUGAUUCUCUGGCGUCCAUCACAAAAUAAUCAACGAUAUGCUUUCACACCUCUUCUUGAUGACAGUGAAGAUGAAAACGAUCAAGACGAAAUUUUCAACGCAUUUGCUCCUGGAUACGAUAUUCUCACCGCCCGGACAUCUGGAUCUGGGGCUGAAACUAGAAAACUUAGAGAAGCUGAGAAGGAGCAAGAGAGAAAAGAUGAAGCUAUUAAGGAGGACUUGAAAUGGAUUGAGGAAAAUAUUCCGACAACACUGGCUGAUACACUUAUCGGAGGUCUGGAUGACAAUGAAGAAUUCGAGUCAAAACAGCUGGAAGUUAGCAAGAUGUUAUAAUUUGGUACCUGUGUCAUUGUUCUUUCUCAUUUGACGUCAUGUUAUGCAUUCCAUCGAUUCACAAUGUUCUUCAAAAAACUCGUUACUUUAUAAUUAAUUUAGUGCAAUACGGUUAGUCCGUGUGUGUUCUGCAAUUCAAAUUUCACGUGGUGUAUAGUUUUAUACGGAUGGUCCUUUAUCUUUUGACUAAAUGUUCGUUCGAAAGUUUGUAUUUUUAUUGUAAAUUUUUUGAAUGCGAUAAUAAUAGCUUAUUUUGGUGUGUUGUGCUUACUUAAUGAUUUGUGAAUAAAGAAAAUGAAGAUAA